This is a messenger RNA of Plodia interpunctella (Indianmeal moth), 4494 nucleotides long. RefSeq names its product TBP-associated factor 3 (gene Taf3). The record is from RefSeq and is a predicted model, not a curated record. Gene Ontology annotation, cellular component: transcription factor TFIID complex. Gene Ontology annotation, molecular function: protein heterodimerization activity; transcription factor binding; p53 binding. The coding region runs from base 239 to 3712 and encodes 1157 amino acids. Lineage: Eukaryota; Metazoa; Arthropoda; Insecta; Lepidoptera; Pyralidae. Gene Ontology annotation, biological process: positive regulation of transcription by RNA polymerase II. The transcript has 2 exons.
UUGACAACCCAAAAUGCAAUCAUGGCGCACGGGGUACUGUGUUUUUAGAAUGCUGAGAAGUUUUUACGUAAACACUUCAUUAUUUUGCACUGAAACUGAUUUUUGUGUUGAUAUAAAUUACCCGUAACUCUUCAAGAUUCAAUUAACGCAUACAUGUGUGUUCCAAAAUCGAAGUUUCCACCUGUUCGCAUUCACGUCUCUGUACUACUAGACACUUGCAGAUAACUUUGGUGUAAUAAUGUCAGAGGCGUACGCCCGAGAGAUACUUCGAAGGAAUGUUGCGCAAAUAUGCCAAACAAUAGGAUGGAACGGGAUAAACUCGACUCCAAUGGACAUUAUGGUGCAUGUGCUGGAGAAGUACAUACAGUCUCUUGGUACACAAGCUAGCAGAUACGCCGAACAAUUUAAUAGGACUGAACCAAAUUUACAUGACCUAGGAUUAGUAUUUCGUGAUUUACACGUUCAGUUGCCCGAGUUAGCAGAUUACACGCGCUGUGUGCCGCCGGUGCCGCCGCCCGUUGUUACAGAGAAGUUCCCCAAACCCAAGGAGUCCAAUUUAAAUUUCCUAAAACCCGGCAGCCAUGAAGUCGUCACCAGACCUAUGCAUGUUCAUGAGCAUCUUCCUCCUAUGUACCCAGAGAAAGAACGGGAUACUCCGGCUGUUGCAGGAACUGUUGAAAUCCAACAAAAUGGCAUUGACAAUCAUAACACUUGUGCAAGCCCAGAAAUUUCAGUCACAGACAGUCCAGAGAAACAGAAAGACAUAUUCAAAAGGCCCAUUGACCCGGUAUCACUACCAAAUAGCAAGAGACCAAGGUUGCGUCUGGAAGAGGAGGAGAGGACCAGAGAAAUCAGUAGUGUCAUGAUGACGAUGUCAGGCUUCCUGUCUCCUGCUCGGGAAGGCAAGCUGCCGGAAGCUCGGCCGCCUACUAUUGUUUCAGAGAAACAUUAUGAUAAACAUAAACCAAACUCGCAUCAUUCUAAUCCUAUGAAAGUACCAAUAUUAGAUAAAAGUGAUAAGAAAUCUAAAAAGAAAAAGUUGUUGAAUGGUAAAAUUAUGAAGAGUAAACGGAAAGAUAAGAGUCAUAAGGGUGAAAGUAGUAAGUCUAAGGAUAGUAAAAUGAUGAGUAAGCACCCACCUGGGUACCCAAUGAAAAGCAAGGAUGUCCAUCCUACACAUCAUAAUCAUGUGACCAUGCCAGCGCCGAAACCUUUGAUACCAACACCGAGGCCUGUGAUGCCACCACAACUCAAGAACACUAUGCCUCCACCAUCAAGACCAUUACCUGCAGAGCCAAUACGACCAGUAAUCAAACAGGAACCUGUGGAUCCACCAUCUCCUGUAUCAUCUAGAAGUUUCAUGGCAGAGGAUUCAAUACCAGUUCCAAGAAAGAUACCUAUAUCAAAGUCGCCUCUUGUAUCAGGACCUCAUAACAAACCAUUAUCAAAUUCCUUGAUAACUGAGACAGAGAUUAAGAAGGAAGUUAUUGAUGAAGAAGAGAAGUUGGCUUCUCAACCAGAUAGAUCAAAGAUUAAUAUAUUUAAAAGAAUAUCGAACAAAUCAAAAGAGGAUAGAAGCACUCCAGAGGUUGUUGCAGAUAAAUCACAGUCUGACCCUAUGAUCUCACGGUUGCAUAACUCUGUACACGAAAAUUCAAAUGAUAAUAGAUCCCAUGAAGGUAUAAGAGUGAAAACAGAUUUAGUUGUUAAUAAUAAUGAUAGUAGUGCUGUGGACUUGUCUCAAGUUAUGGACUUAAGAACUAAUGAAGUAAUAAAUAUUGACGAAGAUUCUAUGGACAUUGCGCCCGCGCCAGCGAUUCAUACAAAAUCGCAUGAACAUCGCCCUAGUAUAUCAAUAAACAAAUCUUUGCAAGUACCGUUCUCCAAAGAAGUAGCUAGUGUGAGUCCAAAAAUAAAGAAAGAAAAGAAGCACAAAGACAAAAAGGAUAAAGCAGCUAAAUUAGAGGCAAAACUGUUAAAGAAGCAACAACAACAGCUUGCAAUGGAGAUAGCUCAAAUGGAAAAGCAUAAUGUGAAAAUACCUAGUAGUAAAACUUCUAAAAGUAAAAAGGAGAAAUUACUACCAUUGCCACCUGGAUUCCCAUUUUUCCCGGGGAUGGCGCCAGGCAGGGGCAUGAUGCCGGGUCCAGGCUUGAUCCCCAAUCCCGGCCUGAUCCCCGGAGCAGAUUUCUAUGGUUUAGCUAACAAUCCCGCGUUAAGAGGACUGGCACCACCUAAUUUAUUAUCAAAUCCGUUCGCGUUAGGAGGACUGUCGAAUCCUGCCUUUUUGCCUGGCAAUUUGGGGCAAGGUUUACAGAACCCUCUCAUUCCUCCCAUGGGUAAUUUCCCCCACAGUUCGAGAUCAAUGAAGAUCCCCUCUAUGUUACGGCGCCCGAGCUUAGAGGUGAUCCCGGUGGACAACGACGAAGAUCGAGGGCUUCACAAGUCUCCUAUAUCGCGCGAUAAGGAUCGUCACGACAAACACAAAUCUCCGACCAUUCCAAAUAUUUUACAGAAACACAAGAAAUCGCAUAAAGAGCAUAAGUCUAAUCUGUUCAAAAUGCCGCUGGUUCAACCAGAUAUAACGAUAGAGUUAAACCCUCCUAAAAGUGAGCCGGUCCGGCAUGAGCCGCCGCGCGCGCCGCCGGUCCGGGCCCGCGAGCCGGAACCUGAGCCGGAGCCGGCGCCGGCACCGGCACCGGUCGUGCCGACACUGCCCGAACCGAAACCAGAACCUAUCAAAGUAGAACAGACCCCUGAAACCUCGCAAGAAAAAGAUGUAGAUGUAGAGAAAAAGAAAGAUAAGUCGCAUAAAAAGGAUAAGAAGGACAAAGAUGGCAUCAAAAUUAAAAAGAAGAAAGACAAAAAGGAUAAGAACAAGGACAAGUCUGAGAAGAAACGGGAAAAGGAGGAGAAGUUGGAGAUGAAAGAACUGAAAGAUAAGAUUAAGAAGGAGAAAAAGGAGAAGAAGAAAGAAAAGUCGGGCGACGGCUUGGUCCCGAAGCUCACGUUGAAACUGAGCUCGUCCAACUCGAAUUCCCCCAUGCCGCCGAGUUCGCCCGACAUUUUCAAACUGAACAUCAAACCGGUUGUCAAGAAAGAGGAGGAAGACAGCUCUCCGAAGCAGGAAGUAGUAUCUCGGGAACACAGUCGAUCACCAGAACUGGCGCAAAUAUCCGCUCUGGUGACGCGACCGCCGAAACCAAAGCAUUCGAAACACAAUCACGUCUCGGAAACAGAGGGCCAGGCGUCGCCGCCUGCGGGCGCCAGUUCGCCCACGCGGAAAAACCAUCCACCUUCAAGUCAUUCGAAGUACAAGCGAAUACUAAUAAAGCCCUUAUCCAAAAAGGGUAACGUGGAGACUUUCGACGACGACGUCUCGAUAGCUGAAGAACAGCCAACGCCUGUCAGUGCGGAUAAGCCUGCGGCGCCGUUGCCGACGCCGUAUUACGUGGACGAGCACGGGAACAAGAUCUGGGUUUGCCCCGCUUGCGGGCGGCCGGACAACGGCUCUCCCAUGAUCGGCUGUGACGGCUGCGACGGCUGGUACCACUGGGUGUGCGUGGGCAUCAGAGAGGAGCCGAGCGCGACGGAGGAUUGGUUCUGCAAGUCGUGCGUGGCCAAGCGCGCGGCGAUGGUGUUGGCGGGCGUCACGCACUCCGGACGCACGCACAAGAGACGCGGCCGCAAGCCCAAGGGCGACAGACACUGAUGUCUUGUUGUUACUGAGAUUCAUUUAGUUGCAAUUCCGAGGCGCGAUUGUUAUGGAUUAUUGUUGAAUGAUAUCGUGAAAUGUUUUCAUCAUUUAUAAUGUUAUAUCGUAGGCUAGGCUUAAGUAUAGAUAAUGAUUGAAUAUUGACAUAAAAUGUUGAACAUGAAUAGUGUAGUUACUUGUAAUAAUUACCAUAAUUUUAAAAUAUUUUGUUACGAUUUCACUUAUUCGUCGUUCGCUCGUCAGAUCAAGUUGCGGGCGUGUUAUACACAUCUCGCGGAUAUAGAUGAUAAUAAUAUAAGAUUCUUUUUAUAUUGUACAAAAACUGAAUUUACUUAAGAUAUUGGUGAUGUAUAAAGUUAAUGUAGUGAAUAUUUAAAUAAACAGAAAGAAGGCUGGAUGUACUUUCAGCUAUUAUUUGAAUAUUUUCAUAUUAUAAUUUUAAUAUAACCCUGUUUUUUUUUUGUUGAAGUUUUUCCUUCGAUAUGUACAGGGCAAGCACUGCCUCUCUGAUUUGCGCGUUAUAUUGCGUUUAUUUUUUUAAUGAACUAAAAAACCAAAUAAUAAGCUGAUCAAAUGUGAUUGGUCAGUCGAGUCCCCAUUUUAUCAACAUCGAUGGCGAUUGGUGGGGUAAAAAAGAUGGCGGUUUGACAAAUCUAUUUACAUUUGGUCAACUUGCAUAUUUGGGGGGAUGUGUGCGCCCUUAUGCAGUAAUAAAUGGAGGAAGGCAAUGUAAAUUUGAUUUCAGCCAGUGGCCAAUUAAAUAUAUUGGUACUCGAAAA